UGAAGUCCUGGUCCACAUUAAGUGGCAAUAUGGGGGGAAAACACUAUUCUUACAAAAUGCAUAAUUUUGGCAUGUUUAUUUAAUGUAUAAUGCUUAUAACUUGCCUCAAUCCUGUCAGCCUCUGGCUGAUGAACAAUAAUAUUAGCAAAAUAAUACAAAUAUUACAAUAAAAUUAUGUAAUAAAAUAGCCAAUCAACCUGUAAUUGCAGACUACAAAAAACAAAUUCCUACAAUAUAUGCCCCAAUUAUCGGACUGGAACAAACACUUGCUGGAUUGGAUAGAUUUUACCUGCUUCUGAAAAUGCACGAAGAGUGUUCCAAAAGGUGGGGGAGCACCACGAAGAAGGGCUGCUUCAUUGUUGAUGUCCCGUGUACCUCUCAUGCGGGAAUCUUUAACUAGUCCUCCCUAGAUGUCUGGACUGGAUGGACAGAUUUGAUUUUGGCAAACUGAUGCCUGAUGUAUCCCAGUACUGCACAGACCUCUUUGAUUCACCUCACUUCAUUUGUCAAAUAGUUAGCAGGCCAGUUCAUCCCGAUUGUUUUAUAUAAGGGUAAUAGCAGAAUAUACAUUAGAGAAUUUUUUUAAUUUUCACGUUAAGAUCAGCAGGGCAUUUUUUUUUCCAAAUUAAACUUGGUGCCAGGAACUUUAUUGGAUAUAUUGAAUACUGGAUUGAUAGUCUCUAUAAACUUCACCAUGCACAUGAAAUAUUGUUUUUUAUAAUGGAAAUGUCCUUUAAUCUUAUGAGCUUUAAAGAAGUAGAAUAAUACCUGGAUACCCCACUGAAGCACUGUAAUUCUUAAGGUGCAGGACUAAUGCAAUGCCAUCUGAAAGUGUGGCAGAAAAAGAAAUUUAACCAAUUUUGUUUGCAAGUCCAAACAGAUCCAGAACCUUAUGAGUUUGGAAUUUCUUCCCUACUUUUUUUUCCUAAGAAUUUUCAGAGCCAGUGUUGCAGUCAUGGCAGUAGAGAAUUACAGACUUCACAAUUCAGCCUGAACUUGGAUUAGUCAGAAUCUUCAACUUGACCUACCCAAUGACAUUUUUAUGUGUAAAAAAGCAGGAUGCACCACAUAUGCCAUCUCUGAGCAACUUGAAGGGACAAUAGGAUUAAAAUAUAUGUGAAAUUAAUUACAUUAAACUGGCUAUAUCUAGGUAGCAAAAUCAUCUGGGCUAAGGGAAGUCUUUAGGUUAUACAGCUCAGCAGGUGGUAGUAUCUGGCUAACCAUGUAUGGCUAGAGAAGCUAACCAUGGUCAAACCUGGCUAGUAGGCAGUUGGAUAGGAGACUACCAGAGAGCACCAAGGCUGCUGGCUGGACUGGGAAGUUGAAAAAUACCUUGGAAGGUGACUGGCAAACUGUUGGCAUGCUAUUUCCAAAAAAAUUGCAUUGGUGUGUCCAUGAAGUCACCAGUAAUCAAGCUUGAUUAUAAGAAAGCCUUUUUUUAAACGUUAUGCAGAGACAGGACAAAGAACUGUCAACCCACAAUUAAUUGCCAUCUAGCAAUUUUGGCACACCUUGAGAAAUUCAUUCCCUGAAUUCUCAACUUCAGUUUGAGCUGUGUUACUGAGUCCUGGAGCUUGUUUCAGGUGCCAAUACAAUGCAGUGAAUCUCAGUAAGAGAUACAUUGCCAUUGGAUAUGGAAUCCCUGCGGCUUGUCCUACACAUUCAGUGUCAUACCUUUCUGCAUACCAGCCUCUUCCAAAAGUAUGAACUGCAAUUCCCAGAAUUUGUAGCCAAUAUGUUCUUCAGAACUGGAAGAGCCAAAGCUGGAGAAAGUGGUACUUGUUAAGGGCAGGGCUUCCACAAGAAUCAUCCUGUUGGAUCAGGCCAAGGAUCUACUUCAACAUCAACUCCCAAUUAUAUAAAUCUACUCAUUUAACUUAUAUUUAUUUUUUUAAAGAAGUGCAUCACUUGAAAUCGCCUCUAGAUUUUUUGGUGUUCAAAGCUACUUGCUUUUGAUUUCUGUUUUACACUUCUUGAGAAAACCUCUACAAAAGCAUAAGGAUCAUCUUAACAGCUGCACUGUAAUCUACUUUUAAACUAGCUAUUAGCCACGGGUCAUUUCUUUGUCCCACAGGCUCAAAGAUACUCUAGGGACAAUCUUAAACUUGCAGAAUAUCUAACAGGAAAUCCAAUUUGAAAGUCUGGCUUCAGAUGAUCACUAGAUAAACCCUCCCAACUCCAACCAGCUUUUUCUUCCGCUCUUCCGUUGUUUUGCUUUCCACUCAGCAUGAAGAGUUCUAAAGAAUACGUUUUAACAUCUUGUUGGCCUAAUAGGAUACUGUCCUAAUGUAGGUUUUUAUUUUUCCCCAUUAUAAUCUAAGACGAACGUUCUCGCUUUUUGUAGAAUAGUUACCCACCCUCUUUCGAAAACCUUUCACGGCAGCAGGCCCCGAACCAUUUCGCCAUCUCCUCCCCCACCACCAAUUUAAUGGACUUCCUGUUUAUCGUCUAUGUGUGUGAGAGAGGGGAGGGGGAAAUCUUUCUUCCAUCUGCCACCUCCUCCUUCCUGUUUUACCUUCUCUCCCUCUUGGCGAGUCGAGCACCGGGGCAGCGCUCUGUUAAGGCUCCAGGCGCCUCCUCCCCGACAUGUCCCCUUCCCCAGAGCAGCAUCGCCGCCCUUCCACCUUACUCCGGUGGUUUUAGUGGGGCGCUGGCCCGGCCCUGUCUCCUCUUCGCCCGGCUUUAACUGUGCAAGAGGCACCGCAGCCAGGGUGCUGCCGGGCCCCGCCCCGCCCCGCCCCUGGAGUUGCAAAGCGGCGCAGCAGCUCUCCCAAGGAGGAGGAACUGAGGGAAAAGCAAAUCUCCCCCGUUUGCUCAGGAAGGCGCAGGAUGUUUCACGGAACGCGGGUCGUCCGCACCGACGCCAGCAGUGGGGGCGCUCCCAGUUCUGCUCCGCCGCCUGUUCUCUACGGGUCGGACGCCGGUUUACUCGACAGAGGCUACGCGGGCUCUUGCUCAGCCAUGCUGAAAGUGGCCCAAAUGUUAUUGUUGCUGAUUGGAUUCAUUUGCAUAAGAUCUUCACAGUGGACAGAGUACAGUGCAUACAGCUACUUUGAAAUUGUCUGCAUAUGUGACUUAAUUAUGAUUUUCAUCUUUUACAUUAUCUACAUCUUUAGAGCUUAUCGAAUGCUGACUUGCAUCAGCUGGCCACUUGCAGAGUUUCUCCAUUACCUAAUAGGUACUAUUCUGCUUCUCAUUGCAUCCAUUGUGGCAGCUGCAAAAAGCUUCAAUUCAGCAGGAUUGGUAGCUGGAGCGGUCUUUGGUUUCUUAGCUACAUUUAUGUGCCUCCUAAGCAUAUGGCUCUCUUACAAAGUCUCUUGUAACACUCAGUCAGCAGAUGCUGCCAUGUGAGUCUUCUGCUACUUCAAGAUGUGCACACCUAUUGAGAAGAGAGCUAGCCAAAACACGCAAGAUGGAACUGUAUACUGGUGAAAUAGAAUAGCCUGACCUCAGCAGCUCUGAAAAACUUUUUUUAUUGGGCACGAGAGUGCCAUCUUCUGGCACUUCUCACCUACUUCUUUGUGUGACUCGUGCUGCUGCAGCCUGUUUCAUCUGCUCAUAUUUCUUGGGUCCCACGAGACAAGAACGGCUGCAGUAAGAUAUCCUGCGGGAGGAAAAGGGUCAUUCCUUUAAACAAGGAGAAGCUAUCUUCUUGUAAUUCUAAGUGCCAAUAUCUAAGACUACAUUUCUUGGACUAUACACCAGUUCCUCAUGACUCAAAGCACUUAAGAGAAUCCAAAUUAAGAUUCAAAAUGGAAAAUCUAUUCUGCAUCAAUCCAGCUAUGACUAGCAAACGUUGCAAAAAUUCACCAUGAACCACAACCGUUGUUGCAUCUGAGAAAUCUUUUUCUUACCCUCUGCAUUUCCUGGCUCUUGGUCCUAGCUCUUAAAAUAGGCAUCUUGUUUUGUCUACUAUGAAUAUGACUGUGCUUUUUAUGCUAAAUAAUACUGUUUAUGAUGGUUACACCCCAACUUUUGGAUUGUGCUGCCCAUAGUUAGUAUGAAUUUCUUCCUUGGUGCCAAAUUUUAAAUGUUCAACCAGACAUUUUAAACUUUACAUAUUUUUGAUUUGUUUGGUUAGUUUUUAUUUCUCUUACCAUGUAUUUUUAUUAUAUUUUUAUAACUAUAUGCAAAUUGCCAUAAGAUCCAUUGAGAAUGAAGAAUGUUUAUAAAAAAAAUCC
Messenger RNA from Python bivittatus (Burmese python), 4181 nucleotides. RefSeq names its product CKLF like MARVEL transmembrane domain containing 7 (gene CMTM7). The record is from RefSeq and is a predicted model, not a curated record. Gene Ontology annotation, cellular component: membrane. Lineage: Eukaryota; Metazoa; Chordata; Lepidosauria; Squamata; Pythonidae.